AUGUUGGAUACUAUUGAAAGUUAUAUCAAAAAUCACAAGGAAAAGGAAAACCUUUAUGUUAAGAAAAACGUUUCCAUUAUUGGUUCUCCUCUUGCUGCUGGUCAACCUCUUGGGGGUGUGCAAUUAGCAUGUGAUGACUUGAGAAAAUUAGGUUUACAUAAUGUUAUAGAUAUGUUAGGCUGGAAAUAUGAAGAUAUAGGCAAUGUAGAGAAUGUAUAUAAUGAAAUGAAACAAGAAAAAAAACAUAAUAAUCAUAUUAACCAUAUAAACCAUAAUAAUGAUAAUAAUAAUUAUAUUCCUAAUGGUGUAAUUAAAGAAAAGAAACAUGAAUUGUCAAAUAAUAAAAUGAAUGGACAUGUGAAUCAUAAUUUAUAUGACAAUUAUGAAGAGAAUAAUGUAAUAUCACCAAAAGAUAAGUAUCAAAAUAGUUGUUAUUAUGAUAAUAUAAGGAAUGUAAAAGAAAUUGGUAUAUUCAAUAAAAAUUUAUUUGAUACUAUGAGCAAUGAAUUAAGAAAAAAAAAUUUUGUAUUAAAUAUAGGAGGGGACCAUGGUGUAGCUUUUGGUAGUAUCCUAAGCUCAUUACAAAUAUAUGAAAAUUUAAGAGUUAUAUGGAUAGAUGCUCAUGGAGAUAUAAACAUACCAGAAACAUCUCCAUCUGGUAAUUAUCAUGGUAUGACAUUAGCACACACAUUAGGGUUAUUCAAAAAAAAAGUUCCAUAUUUUGAAUGGUCCGAAAAAUUAACAUAUUUAAAACCAGAAAAUACAGCUAUUAUAGGAAUAAGAGAUAUAGAUGCAUAUGAAAAAAUUAUUUUAAAAAAAUGUAAUAUUAAUUAUUAUACUAUUUUUGAUAUAGAAAAAAAUGGUAUCUAUAAAACAAUUUGUUCAGCAUUAGAAAAAAUAGAUCCAAAUUCAAAUUGCCCUAUCCAUAUUUCUUUUGAUAUAGAUAGUGUUGAUAAUGUAUUUGCCCCAGGAACAGGUACUGUAGCUAAGGGAGGAUUAAAUUAUAGAGAAAUUAAUUUAUUAAUGAAAAUAUUAGCUGAAACAAAAAGAGUUGUCUCUAUGGAUUUAGUUGAAUAUAAUCCAUUUCUUGAUGAACAAGAUCAAAAAGUUCAUGGAGAUGCAUUACCUAUAUUAGAUAAUGCAACAAAAACAGGAAAAUUAUGUUUAGAACUUAUAGCACGAGUUUUAGGAUACGAUAUAGUCUAA
Molecule: messenger RNA, 1206 nt
Organism: Plasmodium adleri (nom. inval.)
Lineage: Eukaryota; Apicomplexa; Aconoidasida; Haemosporida; Plasmodiidae
Product: arginase
Exons: 1
Coding region: 1-1206 (401 amino acids)
Cellular component (GO): cytosol; nucleus; cytoplasm
Molecular function (GO): manganese ion binding; arginase activity
Source: RefSeq, a predicted model, not a curated record